AUGCAGUCCUCUGCCAUGACAGUUGAGGCAGAAGAUGAACACAAGAAAAACACAAAUCCCACCAAUCCAAGAUCUCGCUCCAAGAAGAAGAGUACUCUAACCAAAUUAAAAGAGAAGAAACAGAAGGAGUUAGCAUCAACAGGCUCCCUUAGGAAAGAAGAUGACUGUUUGUUGGCUUCUGAAGAUUCUAAAAAUCCUAAUGAAAGGCCAAAAGAAAUUCCUUGUGUGGAUUCAGAUGGAGACAAAGAGUUGCUUGACAAGGAUGGAAGGAGCUUUUCAACUAAAGAUCAUCUCCAAGAUUUGGGGCUUUCAAACAGACCAAGACCUCUGCCUCGUGGGCGAAGACAAUCUUUGGAAUUAGCUGAAAAUGUUAGUGAUAAAACACAGGGGAUCCGUGAACCUGCUAAAGAUAGUGAUGGAAAAAACAAAAGGGAAAUUGCAGAUAAUGCAACAGUUAAGAUCAUAAAACAUAUUAACAUGAACAGUGGGCAGUUAGAUUCUGUUGAAUCUAAGUUAGGUUCUGUUGGAUCAAUGUUAGAUUCUGUUGGAUCAACUGUUAGCCAGAGUAGCUUUAUACCUAGGCCACCAGCGACUCCCCGAACUCCAAGAUCGACUCCCCGAACUCCAAGAGGUUUACUUCUUGUUGGAAAAGGAGAGAAAAGGUUUAGAGAGCCUGGGUCAUCAGGAGAUGAGCCUGAGGUUGAGCAGAAGAAGGAGAAGAGUAACAUAAUUAAUCAUGUGAUUAAGGCAAUGGAGACAGAAAACGUUGAGGAAAUUAAACAUUCAGCAGACGCGAUUAACAUUACUGAUACUGUGCAUGUCCACAAAGAGAAAUCAACCUCUUUUCAAGGGUCAGAACAGUCAGUAAACAAGGCAAGGUUUAGAAGGAGAUCAAGCAAUACUAGAAUCGAAAGUCUUAGCCAGGAAACAAAGAACGACAUAGGAAAGCCACCAGUAGACCACACUUCUGUCCAUUCUGGCAGUCAUAACACUAAUAGUAACAAUGGUAAAAAAGCUUCAAAAGCAUCUUCUGCAGAUAUUGAUGAGUUUGUUUUCCAAGAAACCAUCCAGAACAUACCUCAUGAAGCUGGGAAUUCACCACGAGGCAACUACACAUCCAGAAGCCUUGUUAAGAAAGCUUCCUCACCCUCGAAUUCUAGCAUUUCUGUGGGUCUCAGCAAUGCUCACCUGAGCUCUUCACAUUUAUCACCCAAGGCAGGAGGUUCUGAUGAAGCUUCUUCUACCCACGAUAAGGCAGAUGAUGCCUUACUCAUGCUCAAUGAUCUUCUUCUGUCAGACUCAAACACUGGCAUUCAACUUACUCAGCCUUUGAAUAAAUUAGAAUCUCCUGUUAAAGUGCAUUCAAUUUCAUCACCUCCAAGAGUACCUCGCCUUGACCCAAUUAGCCCUAGAUCAUAUCCACCUCCUUUACCAGAAGAACUCUCCUCAAAAAGUUUGAGAACCAUGUACAAAAUAGACCCUGACGUGCACCCCAGAUCAAUGAUGGGGCACUCCGGCAGCAGUUCCAACAAAACUGACUCGGCAUCCAAUAGCAAUGGAGAUCAUUUAUCCCAGAAAUCCUUUCACUCAAUCAGUGUGUUGCCGGUUAUAACUACUAAAGAAGCCAGAUCAAGAAACACUUACGAUGGGAGCAUAGCGUUAUCAGCCUUGGGAACGUACGAGCUCGACCGUUAUUUCCCAGAGAGGAAAGUGAAUGUGUUUGUGGGCACCUGGAACAUGAAUGAACUAAAGGAUUUGAAGACCUCGAUCGACGACUUUAUCCUCCCAGAGAGAUGUGACUAUGUGCAGGAUAUUUAUGCCAUCGGCACCCAAGAAAACAAUAUGGCCAAAAAGGAGUGGGAGAUCACAGUACAGGAGACUAUUGGUCCGUCUCAUGUGCUGUUUCAUUCUGUGUCCUUGGGUUCACUACAUUUGGCUGUCUUUAUCCGUAGAGACCUCAUCUGGUUCUGUUCAGAUCCAGAGGACGAUGCCAUCUCACUGCGGGCCGUGACGAUGGUCAAGACUAAAGGAGCCAUCGGUAUCUGCUUCUCCUUGUUUGGGACAUCAUACCUCUUCAUCAACUGCCAUUUAACAUCUGACAGAGACAAUGAAACAUCCCGCAAGAAAAGCCGCCUUGGAGAUUAUUGUAAAGUUAUUACUGAGAUGAAGUUGCCAAAGUCAAGUAGCAAUUCUCCAUCAGGAAAGCCUGCAGACGUCACUUCUGUCUUUGACUGCAUCUUCUGGUUUGGAGACUUGAACUUCAGAAUUGAACGGAAACGGCAUGCUGUCGAGAGAAAGGUGAACCAGAUCACAUCUGAAGAGUUUCCAAAUUUUGAAACUCUUUUAGGUGGAGAUCAGCUUCUCAACUAUAUGGCUGAAGGGAAAAUAUUUGGUGGCUUCCAGGAAGGUCGCAUUAAUUUCCACCCGACCUUCAAAUUUGACAUCAACAGUGAUACAUAUGACAGUUCUUCCAAAAACCGAGUGCCUUCUUACACUGACAGAAUAAUGUUCCGCAGCAAGAAGAAACAUGAUAUCACCUGUCUGCAUUAUGACGCUGUGAUGACCAUCAAGGCAUCUGACCAUCGACCAGUGUAUGGUCAGUUUGAAACGGUCAUCAAACCUGGCAGAGACAACAUGGUGUACUCUGUGGGACACUUUGAUAGAGCUGUUUACAUGGAAGCUCUUCAACGAAGGACAGCAACUCUUCCAACAAAGAGGAAACAAAGUGUCAUAUGCACUAUUCAGUGA
Messenger RNA from Candidula unifasciata, 2748 nucleotides. The record is from the annotation of a GenBank genome assembly. NCBI's taxonomy places the organism in Eukaryota, Metazoa, Mollusca, Gastropoda, Stylommatophora, Geomitridae.